This is a messenger RNA of Gregarina niphandrodes, 747 nucleotides long. RefSeq names its product putative membrane protein. Bases 1 to 747 code for a protein of 248 amino acids. The record is from RefSeq and is a predicted model, not a curated record. The transcript has a single exon. Lineage: Eukaryota; Apicomplexa; Conoidasida; Eugregarinorida; Gregarinidae.
AUGGACUUUCCCGAAGUGAUUACUGCUUUGAAGUCGCCACCUGUAUCGGGGUGGUCCCGGAAGUUGGUGACGCGUGGUUUUUUGUCGGCAUGCGCAGGUUCGAUUCUGGGUAUGGCGACGUCAGUGAUUUUGAAUGUUGCAUUGGUGGAGAUCACAAUCAGUUCAUUCUUUGCGGCGUACUUUGGAUUGCUGUUUAUUUGUACGGGGGGCAUUAUUGCUUGGAGGGUGUUGGGAGCUCCUUUGGCGGAUGAGAAGGCGCGACAGAGGCAGCGUAUAUUCCUUGCUCUGAGCUUCCUGGUUUCUGUCUCGGGCUUGAUUUGCAUCACUAUGCAACGAGGUGGAUGGUUUUAUCGAAGUCCGAAGGUGCUCAAGGUUGCCGUUUAUACGCUUCUCGGUGUAUCGCUAGCUUUCGCACUCAUCUUCUCUGCCAUUGACCUUAUCAAUGUUGGCUUCGGCAUCUGCAUGCUCACAUCUACACGCUCUCCCGUCGAGAGCAAUGUACAGGUCUCGCUCAUCAUAGCCGUCGCCCUCCUCAUGGGAUCCAUCUUCGGCUGCAUGUACGGACUCCUCGACGUCGCCAACGAAAUAAGCUACCACGUCAAACUCAGCCUACUUAAAGACGAAGCCUUCACCUACCCCAUAGGAGGACUACUCGGCGCACUCGCUGGCUUCGCCAACGAAUACCUCCGAAACCAAGAAGAAGCGUACAUACAAAUCAAAAGACAGGAAUAUGACGCCGACAUUUAA